ACUAGAUAGGGGAGGGGACAGUGAGUGUUUGCAUAAGGUUUUAGUUUCAUUUCUGCUAAAACGCAAUUCAGUUGUUUCUAUCAACUGACGCAGCUCUCUGGACCUUUGGUCUCAUCUGACCAAACCAAACAAAAUCAUCUGCUAUGACUUAAACAUCACAAAAGAAGAUUGUCUUUUCCAGUCUAGAAAUUACAUUACAACAACCAUUUUCACAUCAGUCGUCAGGGUUUGUUAACUAACACCAUGGGUACCAUCUUGAUCUUCCUCGUUCUGUCCCUUCUAUUCGCCAGCGUUGUGUUUGGUGAUGAAGUGAAGUCAGUGUCUGUGACUGAGGGACAUUCUGUUACUCUACACACUGAUGUCAUCAAACAGAAAGAUGAUCUGAUUAUGUGGUAUUAUGGGCCUGAAAACACAUUUGUCGCAAGACUCAAUGGAAAGGCCAGUAGCACCAUGUAUUCAGAUGAUGAGAGAUUCAGAGACAAACUGAAGAUGAACAAUCAGACUGGAGAUCUCAUCAUCACUCACAUCACAUCUCAACAUUCUGGACUCUACACACGGAAGAUCAUCAACAAUAAUAAAGCUUCAGUCAAAAGAUAUAAUCUUAUCGUCUAUGGUGAAGCGAAGUCCGUGUCAGUGACGGAAGGACAUUCUGUGAUUCUGUAUAAUCAUGUUCUUAAAGACAGUCGUGAUCUGAUAGAGUGGCAUUAUGGACCUGAAAACACACAUGUUGCAACAAUCGAUGGAAAGGCCAACAGGAUCAUGUUCUCUGAUGAUGAGAGAUUCAGAAACAGAGUGAAGAUGGAUGAUCGGACCGGAGCUCUCAUGAUCAAUGACACCACAACUCAUCACUCUGGACUUUAUAAGAUCAGCACCAAUAAUAAAGCUUCAGUCAAAAGAUAUAAUCUUACCGUCAAUGGUGAAGCGAAGUCAGUGUCAGUGAGAGAAGGACAUUCUGUUAUUCUGUACACUCAUGUUCUGAAACAGAGUCAUGAUCUGAUAGAGUGGCAUUAUGGACCUGAAAACACACUUGUUGCAAUAUUCGAUGGAAAGGCCGGUACAACCAGAUUAUGCGAUGAUGAGAAAUUCAGAGACAGACUGAAGCUGGAUGAUCAGACCGGAGAUCUCGUGAUCAAUGACUUUAGAAAUCAUCACUGUGGACUUUAUAAGAUCAGCAUCAACAAAGUCUCAAACAAGACAUUUGAAGUAUCUAUUUGUGAUGUCCCUGUCCUGUGGCUCUGUGUGCUUCCAGUCGUAGUCCUACUUCUUCUGAUCUGUGUCUGUAUACUCAUAAAGAGAAAAUUCCUCACAUGCUCUGACAGAUGGCAAAAGAAGCAUGAAUUCCGGCACCACGCUUAAUGCAGGAGUUUCAAGGUUCCUGUAAGAGUGAUGCAGGAACGGAGAAAUGAGAAGUCUUCACGGGUGGGCAGAUUGACCCUAAUAUUGAUACUAUUGAUACCAACGUUGGUUAUGGUAUUGGAUUGAUAUUCUGUCGCGAUCGAUAUUUCAGUUUGAAUCUCUCUAAUUGUCCCUAAAGUACACUACAAAAAAUCACUUUCUUACUUACUAUUUGCGUCUUGUUAUCUAGUACAAACAUCUCAAAAGUCUUGAAUCAAGAUGCAUUUCCUUCAUGAACAAAAUGACCUAUGCAAAAAAUCUGCCAAUAGGGGUAAGAAAAAUAAUCUUCAAUUAAGGUUGACCUUCUUAUUAGUCACUCAAUUCAAGAUUAUUUUUUCUUACCCCAUUGGCAUUUUUUUGCUCAUUCUAAACAAAUAUUCACAGAAAUUUCAUAUUUUUUGUCUUAAAUCAAGAUCUUCUGAGGUCAUUUUGCUCAUCAAAAACAUGCAUUUUGUUUAAAAGGAGUCAUUUGCCGGAAGUAUGUGUUUUUCUUUGUCUUUGGUGUGUUAUAAGUUGCCCAUGCAUGUAUUAGACACGUGUAUUUUAUAUCGAAGCGAAUGCUCACCCAGACCUGCCUGUAACGCCCUGUGUAACCACACCCCCACAAUUUGACGUCAGCUCGUGGAGAGAUUUAACUAAAACGGCCCAAAUCUACACGCAAGUAUGUGGGUGGUCUUUGUUAAUCUUAUUGUACCGCCACAUGAGCAGUCAUGUCGUGGAGACAUGUAUUAAUAGAUGACAGUUUUUUGACAAUUCCACGUAUUCCUGUGAGACUGGGUUGCACAGUCUGUGAAAAAGAUAAAUUGUUAACGGAGCUCACGACAAGAAAAGUACAACGGUAUUAACAAAUUGAACGCAUGGUGCACGGGUGAACUCGUGUUGAGAGUUAAAUAUGAUCUAUGUUUUGAGUCAUUCAUCAUAAUAAUAUAUUUUGGCGAUACUGGUCCUGUGUUUCCUUGCUUUUAGAUUGAUACAGCAGAGCAGAGGAGGAUACUUUAGUGCAGAUUAGAGAGCUGAAAAAUGAAAUAUCGCCACGAUACCAAUACCAAUGAUGUUAUCAAUAGUAUCGUAAAAAUUAUGUACAUUUUUAACAAUACAAAAAACAUAUCUUUGUUUGUUUACUUCUCAUAUUUACAUGAAUGCUGUGUUCAACCAUACCAUUAGUAGCAUUAUACCAUGAAUGUUUUUGUUUAAUGAAAAAAAUACUUGAUUAAUGUAGUUUAAGUUGUUUCUUGAUAUUGAUCUAGGUCAUAGAUGUAGACUUCUGCCAUCUGGUGGUUAGAGAUAAACCUGUAAGAAUUACAGUAAUAAAAAUAGAGUGUUUUGACCAGCAGAGGGCCAUAGAGGACCAUUGAUUUUACUUGAUGUGGCCUAAUAGGCCUUGGAGAUCAAAUCACUCCAUCUAAAGCGACAAACUAAAGCAGUUGGGUGUUUUAUUACCAAGGCUCAAGGGAAUGAAUUGUUGGAACAAGAAAAAUAAAUACAAUAAUAAAUUCUACUGAAGUCUUGGUUGAACAACAAGAAAAAGUUUGAAAAAACAGCAUAUGCGGAUAUGUUUUGAUACUGGUUGAAAGGAGUGGUUCACUUUCAAAAUAAAUGUUCAUUAUCAUUUACUCACCCUCAUGUCAUCCAAGAUGUUUACUUUUUUGUUUCUUUAGUGGAAAAGAAAUGAAGGUUUUCGUUGAAAACAUU
Triplophysa dalaica is the source of this 3087-nucleotide messenger RNA. RefSeq lists its product as uncharacterized. Bases 244 to 1356 code for a protein of 370 amino acids. The record is from RefSeq and is a predicted model, not a curated record. NCBI's taxonomy places the organism in Eukaryota, Metazoa, Chordata, Actinopteri, Cypriniformes, Nemacheilidae. The transcript has 6 exons.